Carya illinoinensis is the source of this 2028-nucleotide messenger RNA. Its product is annotated as aspartic proteinase 36. Gene Ontology annotation, molecular function: aspartic-type endopeptidase activity. Lineage: Eukaryota; Viridiplantae; Streptophyta; Magnoliopsida; Fagales; Juglandaceae. The coding region runs from base 177 to 1658 and encodes 493 amino acids. The record is from RefSeq and is a predicted model, not a curated record. The transcript has 10 exons. Gene Ontology annotation, biological process: proteolysis.
AUAACCAAAACCUUCACAUUUUCUGUUUAAAGUCACAGGGAGAAGCCUCUCUCUCUCUCUCUCUCUGUCUGUGGUAGUCUCGCAUUUAUGCGCAAAAGCAAGAACACGCACCACCUCGAUCUCUGCCACUAGAAUUCCCUCGCUCGCAACUCAAACACACAGACAAACCCACCGAAAUGCGGGGCUCUAUCUUCCCUCUGAUUUCGGUCUUUGCCGUCGUGUUGGUCCCCGUCGUCUUCUGCGUCCUCUCCCCCAGCCUCCUCUUUCUCGAGAGGACCUUCCCUCUGUCUCACCGGCUUGAGCUCGACCACCUCUUAGCCCGGGACCGAGCCAGGCACGCCCGAAUCUUGCAAAGCUUCGUGGGAGGCGUCGUCGACUUCUCUGUCCAAGGCUCCUCCGAUCCUUACGUUGUCGGGCUUUAUUUCACAAAAGUUAAAUUGGGCACUCCUCCAAAAGAAUUUAAUGUACAGAUUGAUACUGGAAGUGAUAUCUUGUGGGUUACGUGCAACUCCUGCAGUGAUUGCCCCCAAUCUAGUGGGCUUGGGGUUCAGCUCAAUUUAUUUGAUGCUGCCAGUUCAUCAACUGCUCGGCUGGUCCCCUGCUCAGAUCCAAUGUGCACUUCUGCAUUGCAAACUUCAUCGACUCAAUGCUCUCAGAGUAAUCAGUGCAGUUACUCUUUUCAAUAUGGAGAUGGAAGUGGGACAUCUGGUUCUUAUGUGUCUGAUGCGCUGUAUUUUGACAUGGUUCUUGGGCAGUCUUACAUUGUUAACUCAUCCGCAACAGUUGUUUUUGGGUGUAGCACCUAUCAGUCUGGGGACUUGACUAAGACGGAUAAAGCAGUUGAUGGGAUUUUUGGUUUUGGACCAGGUGAUCUUUCCAUUAUUUCACAAUUGUCGUCUCGUGGCAUAACACCCAAAGUGUUCUCCCAUUGCUUGAAAGGAGAUGGCAAUGGCGGGGGUAUUUUGGUUCUUGGGGAGAUUUUGGAGCCAGGCAUUGUUUACAGUCCACUUGUCCCAUUACAGUCUCAUUAUAAUUUAUAUCUGCAAAGCAUUGCUGUCAAUGGGCAACAGUUGCCGAUUGAUCCUGCUGCUUUUUUAACAUCAAACAACCGAGGAACCAUUGUCGAUUCUGGAACAACUUUGGCAUACCUUGUGGCAGAAGCAUAUGAUCCUUUUGUUAGUUCUAUAACUGCAAUUGUUCAACAAUCUGCUCCCCCCAUUGUUAAUAAAGGAAGUCAGUGUUACCAAGUCCCCACCAGUAUAUCUGAGAUAUUUCCUCCGGUUAGUUUAAACUUUGCGGGCAGUGCAUCCAUGGUGUUAAAACCAGAAGAGUACCUCUUACAUCUUGGUUUUACUAAUGGUGUUGCGACAUGGUGCAUUGGUUUUCAGAGGGCUCAGGAAGGGGUAACGAUAUUAGGAGAUCUUGUUCUUAAAGAUAAGAUCAUUGUGUAUGAUCUAGCUCGUCAACGAAUUGGAUGGGCUAACUACGAUUGUUCAUUGUCCGUAAAUGUCUCGGUAACUUCUGGCAAGGAGUUUCUGAAUGCAGGACAGCUGAGCACGAGCAAUUCGUCAAGAGAUAUGCUCUUUGAACUGCUUCCUUUGGGCAUCAUGGGUGUCCUAUUGCACAUGUUAGUGUUGAAGCAGUUGGAAUUUUUGUAAUUUAAACCUUGGGGUUUUAGUUUUGUUCUUUGUUUAAAGGGGUAUUGGUUGGGCCAAUUCUAAUUUAUAGUGAUAGGUGAGGCUUUGAAUUGGUGCUAUUAUUUAGAUUGGGAAGGCAUCUGCUUCUGUAACUGUACGUCUGCUCAAGUUGUGAAUGCCAGGAAAAUUGCUCUUUCUCGUCUGAUGGGGAAAUUCGGCUGUCUACUAAGGAUCCUCCAUUUUUUUUUUUUUUUUGCCAGAAUUGUAAAUCAUCCGGUACUAGUCUUGUUCUUGUUCAGUGGUUGUAACGCUUGUCCAUGUACCAUUGGAAAUAAAGAGAAAAUUCAGUGUAACUACGAGUUUUUAGUUAAUGAGGAUGUCGAUUUUUAUA